GGGUGCCGGGGGGAGGAGAAGGUGGAAGGAUGAGUGGCAAUGGGCUCAUUCUAACUACACCGACUCCCGACGAAACCUCAGCAAUUGUCCAGUUGAAACCAGUUGCUAUGUCCGGGGAGACCGGGGAAGACACCUCCGUCUUCGAGGACAUCAAACCGGCCAUAAGGAUCUUGGAAAAUCCGCACGACCUGACCCAGCUUGAUCCAGUAAGGAUGGAUCAUCGGCUGCAGCUUGCUAUGGAGGCCCAGGCCGAAAUGGACAAAUACCUGUCUGGCCCGCUGCCCCCCGAGUCGUUGCUCGCCGACAAGAAAUACCGCCGGGAGAGCGCCUCGGUGGUGGACGAGUUCUUCUCCACGGACAAGGGCCCCUCCACGCCGUACAGCGUCAACAUCAACGUGAUCCUGCCGGACACCACCCACCUGCGCACGGGCCUCUACCGGCCCCCGAAGCCCCUCCCGGCCUUCCCGCAGAUCAAGACGGAGCCCGGCACCGGCUUCGCCCAGCCCUGCCCCUCGGCGGCCUCCGUCACCCAGACCCUGCCGGACUUCACCAGCGUCUUCAGCAUGCCGCAGUCGGUGGCGGUGAACAACAUCUUCAUCAAGCAGGAGAUGGCGGGGGAGAUGGCCCUGUCCGGCGGCCCCCAGCCCACCCCGCUCUAUCCGCUGCCCAUGGGCGGGGGAGGCCUGGGGGCGGGGGACGUGGCCAUGGCUGGGCCUUCCCCAGGGGGCACUUCCGCCAUUAACAGUCUCAACGGCAUCGCCAUGACAGCAGGGAGCAGCGGGGCCUCCCUCCACCGACCUCCCCGGCCCAGCGGGCCGGUGAAGCCUUUUCAGCAUCUCCCCCAGGGGCAGGGGAGCUUUGGGCUCUCUGGGCAGUACUACCCCACCCCGGGGGUCUCUCUGCCCCCCUCGCCCCCAAACUCCCAGCCCGGCAGCCCGGAGAAUCAGCCCGAGCUCAUCAACACCCUGUCGCCUCCGCCCUCCUACGAAGCCACUUUCGGACUGAAGCUCGUGCAGUCGGCCCAGAUCCACCCCAUCCCCAACGGCCUGGGGACCCUCCCGCCGGGUCACGUGAUCAUGCAGGCCCCGAAAUUCAACCGGCGGAACAAUCCCGAGCUCGAGAAGAGGAGGAUUCACCACUGUGAUUAUCCAGGUUGUACAAAAGUUUACACCAAGAGCUCUCACCUGAAAGCCCAUCAGAGAACCCACACAGGAGAGAAGCCGUACAAAUGCACCUGGGAAGGCUGCGACUGGCGCUUCGCCCGGUCCGACGAGCUCACCCGGCACUACCGCAAGCACACGGGGGCCAAGCCCUUCAAGUGCGCCGCUUGCGGGCGCUGCUUCUCCCGCUCCGACCACCUGGCCCUCCACAUGAAGAGGCAUCAGAACUAAACGUCACGCCCCCGGCCACCUCCCCCGGCCCCGGUCCCGACCCCAGCCCAUGAGGGGGACCCCUUCCUUCCUCCCCUGCCGGCGGACAACUCCUCUCAGACCCCAAAACCUUCGCUGAGCUGUGAACCGGGACCAAAUGCGACAGCACAGGUCGUGUGUGCCCACCUAAUAACGCCUGUUCCCACACACAGGGGAAGAGGCUGACUUACACCCACUGGACCAGCCUGAAUUCCUCCCACCUUUUAUUUUCCUCCUUAGACAUAUGCCCUAAUCAAGACAAAAAAGAAAUAUCUAGCAGCAAAGACCGGGUCCACGCAGAGGGAGGCCUUCUUUGGACUAUAAAACACUUGGUUUUCAAGUAA
This is a messenger RNA of Ornithorhynchus anatinus (platypus), 1753 nucleotides long. Its product is annotated as Krueppel-like factor 5. Gene Ontology annotation, molecular function: DNA-binding transcription factor activity, RNA polymerase II-specific; RNA polymerase II cis-regulatory region sequence-specific DNA binding. The record is from RefSeq and is a predicted model, not a curated record. The transcript is spliced from 5 exons. Lineage: Eukaryota; Metazoa; Chordata; Mammalia; Monotremata; Ornithorhynchidae. Gene Ontology annotation, biological process: regulation of transcription by RNA polymerase II. Bases 30 to 1391 code for a protein of 453 amino acids.